This is a messenger RNA of Rotaria socialis, 1416 nucleotides long. The record is from the annotation of a GenBank genome assembly. NCBI's taxonomy places the organism in Eukaryota, Metazoa, Rotifera, Eurotatoria, Philodinida, Philodinidae.
AUGUUUCACAAUGAUGUACAAACACAGCAUAUUAACAAUUGGAAACGCAGCACUAAUGAUCAUCCGAUUAAUCGAAUACUUACAACUUAUUUUCAUUCGGAUAAACAGAUAAGAAAUUCUCCAUCAAUGGUUCGAUCAAACAAUCACAAAUCAGAAACAAAUCAUAUUCUGCAACGCCAACGCGUUAUUCGCUCGUUUUUAAAUAAACCAGAUGAAACUGAAUCAUUUGUUCGAAAACCGUCAGCACCCAGUGGUAAACAUAAAGUUUCACCAACAACAUCUAUUUCAUCGCCACAUGUACUAUUUGCUGAACUAAAUGAACAACAAUCAACAAAUAAUAAUAAUCGUCCACAAACAAUAAAAAAAGAACUCGAACGACAAUCGCCUAUAUUAAUUCGUCGUCAUCGUACUCUUCUAGAAAAUCUUUCUAUUCAACAAAGGUCAGAUAUCACAAAUAUCUAUAGACAUUAUUUGCCAGCGUCAACUCCAACACAUGGUACAUUUCGAAAUAAUAUGUCACCUUCAUUUCUUUUCGAUAAAGCUUCAAUUCAAAUAAACAAUCGAAUUUCAACACCGCACAUUAAACCAUUACAUUAUUCUAAAACAAUUAGUGAACAUAAUCUUAAACAACAUGCAUUCAAUUCAAAAGAUCAUCCUCAAAAUAGUUUUGUUCCUCUACAUAGAUGGACACCAAUAUUGUCAGAGCAAGGAAAUGCGCAGAGUCGAAUAACAAAUAGUUUUUCACGAUCAAAAUCUUAUGUAUCGAAAUAUUCAAUAAAACGGCAUUUUAAUUUCGUACAAUCUGAAAGAACAAAUCCAAACUCAAAAAUAAGUAAUAUUCAAGAUUUUUAUUUUUCGCCAAGAUCAUUUACUAGUUCACGUUGUGAUUCAGACGCGAAUAAGAAAAAACAUCGAAAAAAAACUAUGGUCGAUGAAUGUAACUUUCAUAGAGAAGAUUCAAAAUGGAACAAUAGUGUGGUGUCCGAUGAAGAUGAAUCCAUUAGUGCCGAUGGAAACAGUUCAACAUCCACAUGUACGUCUCAAGUUAGUCUUUCACAAUAUGAUGUUACAUCAUCUGCAAAUGGUCUAUCUGAUGAGCGCGAUCUAUCAUUCUCUCCUAAUUUAUCUGUGGGUACUUCUAAUUCACCAUUGCAACGGCCACCAUCAAAACGAAGUUUAUCAAGACGGCGUACAUAUAACAUUGCUCUGCCGACUGUUACAGAAAAUGUAAAUGCUGAAGAAACAGAUAUGAAGAAUAUACUUGACAAACUCUAUGCUCUACAAAACAAUGUUUUAUAUGAAAAUGCAACUGAACAAUCCAUUGAUGACGAAGAAAGUUUAACAUUUCAGUUACUAAAUCAACAAGAAACAGGUUUUGAAAAAACAAUAUCGAAAUCAAAAAAACGUCAAAUGUAA